Messenger RNA from Apis dorsata (giant honeybee), 1831 nucleotides. RefSeq names its product adenylosuccinate lyase (gene Adsl). Gene Ontology annotation, molecular function: (S)-2-(5-amino-1-(5-phospho-D-ribosyl)imidazole-4-carboxamido) succinate lyase (fumarate-forming) activity; N6-(1,2-dicarboxyethyl)AMP AMP-lyase (fumarate-forming) activity. Bases 139 to 1596 code for a protein of 485 amino acids. Gene Ontology annotation, cellular component: cytosol. Lineage: Eukaryota; Metazoa; Arthropoda; Insecta; Hymenoptera; Apidae. Gene Ontology annotation, biological process: 'de novo' AMP biosynthetic process. The record is from RefSeq and is a predicted model, not a curated record. The transcript is spliced from 6 exons.
CCAGCGUUUAUUAAAGAGAAUGCGCAGUAUUGAAUGUGUCGAGUAAAUCAGCUGAUCGCGUUUCCUCGUUCUCGUAUAAUACGAAAUAUUUUUCGAUUAUCGUAUCGUUAAUUGAAAGUGAAUUGAGAAACGAUAAAAAUGAGUUCGUCCACGAUCGAGAACAGUGAAUAUAGUGACUAUCGGAGUCCCUUGGCAACAAGGUACGCCUCCAAGGAAAUGCGAUAUAAUUUCAGCGAACAAAAUAAAUUCAGCACGUGGCGAAAACUAUGGAUUUAUUUGGCCAAGGCAGAAAUGGAGCUGGGCCUGGCCAUUACCCCUGAACAAAUCGCGGAAAUGGAAGCCCACGUGAACGACAUCGACUUCGAGGCAGCGGCGAAGGAAGAAAAGGCCACCAGACACGACGUAAUGGCUCACGUCCACGUUUUCGGGAAUCAAUGCCCGAAAGCGGCUCCCAUAAUCCAUCUGGGGGCGACAAGUUGCUACGUUGGUGACAACACGGAUUUAAUCGUUCUUCGCCAAGGAUUUGAUAUCCUUCUUCCGAAAUUGGCUAAUGUUUUGUCGCGCCUCGCCAAAUUUGCGAUGAUGUAUCGGGAGUUGCCAACAUUGGGAUUCACUCAUCUUCAACCUGCGCAACUUACAACUGUUGGAAAACGAGCAACGUUGUGGCUGCACGAUCUUCUGAUGGACGAGAGAGCUCUUCGACGAGCCAGGGACGAUCUGAAGUUUCGAGGCGUGAAAGGCACGACCGGCACCCAAGCAUCGUUUCUUCAGUUGUUCAAUGGCGAUGGAGAAAAGGUAAAGAAGUUGGAUCGGUUGGUAACCAAAAUGGCGGGAUUCGAGAAGUGUUAUCCUAUAACGGGGCAAACUUAUAGUAGAAAGGUCGAUGUGGAAUGUUUAAACGUUCUAAGUUCCUUAGGAUCCACUGUCCAUAAGAUAUGUAGCGACAUUCGAUUGUUGGCAAGUAUGAAAGAAAUCGAUGAGCCAUUCGAAAGCACUCAAAUUGGAUCAAGUGCAAUGCCAUACAAAAGAAACCCAAUGCGAUCAGAAAGAUGUUGCAGCAUAGCAAGGCAUUUGAUGUCGUUGGUUAACAAUGCUUUACAAACAGCAGCUACUCAAUGGAUGGAAAGAACAUUGGACGACUCUGCCAAUAGGAGAAUUACCCUUUCUGAAGCAUUUUUAUCCGGGGAUGUGAUUUUAAUGACACUUCAAAAUAUUACAGAGGGUAUGAUCGUUUAUCCCAAUGUCAUUGCCAGGCACAUCGACCAAGAAUUACCUUUCAUGGCUUCAGAAAAUGUGAUAAUGGCUAUGGUAAAAGCUGGAGGUGAUAGACAGGUUUGUCACGAAAAAAUAAGAGUAUUGUCCCAAGAAGCAGGUGCACAGGUGAAACAAUAUGGCAAGGACAAUGAUCUAGUCGAGAGGAUUAAGAAGGAUCCUUAUUUCAAACCAAUCCUCGAUCAAUUGGACAAUCUUCUAGAUCCACGAACUUUCGUUGGCAGAGCACCUGAACAAGUCAUUGAAUUUUUAGAAGAGGAAGUUCAACCUGUGCUCGAAAAUUAUCAAGGACUAUUAGAUGAAAGCGUGGAACUCAAUAUUUGAUUAAACUUGAAUUUUUUUUAUUUUUCGCAGGAUUUUCUUUUCUAAUCCUAAUUUUUUAAUUCUUCGAUAUAGAAUUUUUUAAUUCUUUUCUUCAAUUUCUAAUUUUUUAAAUUUUUUCUUUUUUUUUUAAUUUUUUCCCUGCUAUUUUUACGUAUUUCGAAAGCAAAACAAAGCGUAUACAAGAUAUUGUUAUUAUUUGUAAACUUUACAAAGAUCAGAACUGAAUAAAAAUCAG